UCAAACACUGAGAAAUGAUUCAGUGAAUCACGACACGUGCUGCACAAACAGUGAACAUGAACGAGAACAACAAACACUAACAAACUAACUAAUCAUGUUUUCAUCAGUCAUAAAUACCUAAAUAUGAAGUCUAUUAAUUUGCAGCGUUAGUUUUUAGUGUGGGGUUUGUUUGUUUUUUGGUCUAACCGGGUCAUUAGACCAAUAGGCCUAACUGUUAAUUAUUCUCUUCUUAAAGAUGGCGUUUAAAAAAGAGGAGGAGAGUGAAGAUAUGAAGAUGGAGUUUAUUAAAGAGGAGACUGAAGACAUGAAGAUGGAGUUUAUUAAAGAGGAGGAGAGUGAAGAUAUAAAGAGUGAGUUUAUUAAAGAGGAGACUGAAGACAUGAAGAUGGAGUUUAUUAAAGAGGAGGAGACUGAAGAUAUAAAGAUUGAGCUUAUUAAAGAGGAGAGUGAAGACAUGAAGAUUGAAGAAACAUUCAGUGUGAAACAUGAAGAUACUGAGGAACAAACAGACCUAAUGGCACUGAGAGAGAUGACUCAUGAACUUAAUGAAAGGGAAGAUAAUUUAAUGACUGGAGAAAAAUCAACAAAGGUUUCCUUACAAAAAGGAGCUCAAAGUUAUUUAACCUGCCAACAGUGUGGAAAGACUUUUGAUCAACAUAGAAACCUUCAAGUCCACUUGAGAGUUCACACUAGAGAGAGAGCCUUCACUUGCCAACAAUGUGGAAAGAGUUUCAUACAUAAAAAACACCUUAAAGUUCACAUGAGAACUCACACUGGAGAGAAACCAUUCACCUGCCAGCAGUGUGGAAAGAGUUUCAGUCGAAAAGAAAACCUUAAGGGCCACAUGAUGAUUCACACUGGAGAGAAGCCUCACACCUGCACUCUGUGCGGGAAUGGCUUCACACGGGAACGAAGCCUCAGGCAACACAUGAGAACUCACACUGGAGAGAGCCCGUUCACCUGCCAACAGUGUGGAAAGAGUUUCAUUAGAAAUGAAAACCUUAAAGUCCACAUGAGAAUUCACACUGGAGAAAAGCCUUUCACCUGCCAACAGUGUGGAAAGAGUUUCAGUCAAAAAGGAAACCUUAAAGACCAUAUGACAAUUCACACUGGAGAAAAGCCUCAAUCACAGGUUUUAAUAAUGUAA
Messenger RNA from Megalobrama amblycephala (Wuchang bream), 1147 nucleotides. RefSeq names its product gastrula zinc finger protein XlCGF7.1-like. The transcript is spliced from 3 exons. Gene Ontology annotation, molecular function: RNA polymerase II cis-regulatory region sequence-specific DNA binding; DNA-binding transcription factor activity. The record is from RefSeq and is a predicted model, not a curated record. NCBI's taxonomy places the organism in Eukaryota, Metazoa, Chordata, Actinopteri, Cypriniformes, Xenocyprididae. Gene Ontology annotation, biological process: regulation of transcription by RNA polymerase II. The coding region runs from base 236 to 1147 and encodes 303 amino acids.